This is a messenger RNA of Adineta ricciae, 1054 nucleotides long. The record is from the annotation of a GenBank genome assembly. Lineage: Eukaryota; Metazoa; Rotifera; Eurotatoria; Adinetida; Adinetidae.
AUGUUGUUCUACAUAUUUUCACAGGUUAAUUCAGCAGAUGUCUGCGACAAUAGGUUUAACGCAUUUUUGAAUUCAUGGGCACAAAACAUUAGCAGCGAUGAAUAUAUAAGAUCCGUAGAAACAGAAUUUCGCGAUGAUUAUCAGACAUUGGUCCAUCAAUGCUUUGCCAAAACCUCCGAUGAUCCCAAUAAAUGCGUCUUGUCCGACAAUGAGUUAAAUGGAGAUGUUUACGGCGAUGAUGGACCACUCAUGGGCUGCGGACAAUGUCAAAAGAUCGUUAAGCAACUACGCGCUAACUAUUUGAAGAUCAAUUAUACAACACGUAAAUGUAUCGAUAUAAACCUUUUCAAUAUCGUCAGCAGCCAACUCCAGUCGUGUACCCGCAAUAAAUUGAAUGAUUCCGACUUUAUAUUUACAAACCAGGAAUCGCUGGCACACAGUGUGCCGUUGGAAAUCAUCAAUAUUGCAGAACAAGCAAUGUCCAAUCGUAUCAUGGCCAAUUCAAGAUUAGACGCUUGCAAAAUAAGAAAUCCUGAAAAGUGGGCGAUGACCAACCUGUGUAUGAAGAAUGGACGUAGUGAUAUGUAUCAUACGCAAUGCAUAAUCCAGAAGGCGAGCAAAAUAAGCAAUGUACCAACUAAAUGCAAUAAACGUUUCAAAGAUGUAAAACAAGCCACUUGCAAUUGUAUAGCUGAAGUACGUGAAGAUUGGCGCAAUGAAAUUAUGAACAUAAAAUAUAGUAUCGUAAAUGCAUUGAAAGACCAUAAAUGCCCAACGGAUAUAGAACAGAUUGGUAAUUGGAUUCGCCACUAUAAUUUAGUCAGCAUGCAGUGUCUGGGAAAAGACUCACAAGCUGCGAUUAUGAAAACUAUCACCACAUGGUGCAAUGAGAACAUAAGCAAAGACAAUUCAGGAAUAUCACAGUGCCGCCACCUUCUGUUCCAACAACUGUUCUUACUAACAGUCCAAACUCGAAUUACUACUAUUUUACAGUGUACAACUCAGUUUACUUCACAAAUUGAUAUGUCCCAUAGGUAAGAGUAAGAGGAUGAGU